Tachysurus vachellii is the source of this 2686-nucleotide messenger RNA. RefSeq names its product RAD50 interactor 1 (gene rint1). The coding region runs from base 33 to 2390 and encodes 785 amino acids. Gene Ontology annotation, cellular component: Dsl1/NZR complex. Gene Ontology annotation, biological process: endoplasmic reticulum to Golgi vesicle-mediated transport; retrograde vesicle-mediated transport, Golgi to endoplasmic reticulum; regulation of ER to Golgi vesicle-mediated transport. Lineage: Eukaryota; Metazoa; Chordata; Actinopteri; Siluriformes; Bagridae. The transcript is spliced from 13 exons. The record is from RefSeq and is a predicted model, not a curated record.
GCUGAUGACGUGGUACGUUAAGCGUGGGCAAGAUGGCGGCGCCCGCAAAAGAUCACAAUAAUAUUAAUAACACUGAUGUUUGUAUGCCCGGGUUAUUAAAUGAGAGUUAUUCUGAUACUAAACAUGCAUCAUAUGACGGAAUCUGGACGGAUUAUGUGGGUGAAGUGGUGGAGAGAGAAAUUGGUGGGGAUCUAAAAUCACUGAGAAAAGUCAAAGGGCUUCUUGAGAAACUGACAGCAGAGAACAAAGUGUUAGAGGAGCAGGUGGAGACUGUAUCAAGCUCAGUACCUUUGCGUGUAUCAGCUGCACUUGCUGAUGCGGAGGAGUCCUGGUCCAAACUGGAGACUUUACUUCAGAGAGAGAGAGUCCUGUCCAACACGCUGCAGCAGCAUCUCCAGGGAGCACAGAGCUGGGCUGACAGCCUCGGACAAACUCUUGGAGAGCUAGACACACUGGAAAGACACAUGAAAUACCUCCAGUGCUUGUCCAGGAUUGAAGAGCUCAGUGACAGCAUUCAGCAAUUCCUGAUGACUAACAGUGUCUGGGAGGCAAUUGGUGAAGUAGGCAACAUGGCCACUCUGGACAUGAGUCUUAAAGAUUCAGGCUGCACCCACCUCCAAGCAUUCCUCAGAGAAACAUUGCACUUCUGGCAUAAGAUCCUAAAAGACAAGCUCUCAAGUGAUUUUGAGGAGGUGCUGACGCAGCUGCACUGGCCAAUAGUGUCUCCUCCGACACAGUCUCUCUCUCCGCUGCCCAACGCUCAGGAGCUCAGCAGCCAAUUGGAACUGCUCGUUUCUCAGCUCAUCUCCCUGCAGACGUCCGAUGACCUAAUAUCAGAGACGAAGGAGGUGCCCAUCCGCCCCGGCCAGCCUCAGGCCCCACCGCUCUCACUUCCUGUUCAGAUCAUGCUGCAGCCUCUCAGUAAGAGGUUCAGGUAUCACUUCACUGGGAACCGGCAGACCAACUCGCUAAGCAAGCCAGAGUGGUAUCUGACUCAGGUCCUCAUGUGGAUGGGCCACAAUUCCAGCUUCAUGGAGGAGAAGAUUCAGCCCAUUUUUGACCGUGGAAGUGCCAAAGUCAAUGCAAAGGUAGAGCUGUGCAGAGGGCUCCUUACUCUGGUGCUUGACAAACUGGCUCAGGAUGCCCAACGGCUACUCUAUGACGAUGCUCUCUUCUGCCACCUGGUGGAUGAGGUGCUGCAGUUUGAGAAGGAGCUGCGCUCUACACACUCCUACCCCAGCAAGUACCCUGGAGCCCUGCACAUACUGCUGGAGGAGAACGUCUUUCAGAAGUGGCUCAGUGUGGAGAGAAAGAUGGCACUGGAGAAGGUGGAUGCCAUGUUGUCUGCAGAGGGGGCCUGGAGCUCUCAAUACAAAGACAUCUCCGAUAUGGAUGAGCUGAAAGCACCAGACUGUGCAGAGACUUUUAUGACUUUACUUCUGGUCAUCACAGAUCGAUAUCGCUCCCUGCCAUGCCCUCGAGCUCAGCUCAGUUUCCUGGCUCUACAAAGAGAGCUGGUGGAUGAUUUCCGCAUCCGUCUCACUCAAGUGAUGAAGGAAGAGUCCCGGCAGCCACUGGGCACUCGUUAUUGUGCCAUCCUGAAUUCUGCCAACUACAUAUCUACAGUUCUCAGUGACUGGAGUGACAAUGUGUUCUUCCUGCAGUUGCAGCAGGUAGCCGUGUCAGUCGGGGAUGAGGUGUUGGGGCCUCUCGGAGCUACAGAGAGUGGACGUCUGGCCUCCCUGGAGGGCUCCCUGUUUGAAGAACUGCUCUCACUACUUGAAAGACUGAAAGGAGACAUGUUGGGCCGUCUGCUGGAUGCAGUUAUGAGAGAUGUGAAGGAAAAAGCUCAGCCUUACUGCAGGGACAGGUGGAUCUCUUUGCCGUCACAAUGUGACCAGACUAUCAUGUCAUUGUCCAGCUCUGCGUGUCCCAUGCUGCUGUGCCUAAGGGAUCACCUGCUCCAGCUGCAGCAGCUGCUGUGCCUGCCUCUGUUCCAGAUGUUCUGGCAGGGCCUGGCAGAGAGGCUUGACCUCUUCCUCUAUCAGGAUGUGAUCCUGUACAACCACUUUAAUGAAGGUGGUGCUGCACAGCUCCAGUUUGACAUGACCAGAAACUUGUUUCCAUUGUUUGGGCACUACUGCAAAAGACCUGAGAAUUUCUUUAAACAUGUGAAAGAGGCCUGCAUUAUCCUGAAUCUAAAGGUCGGACCGGCUCUGUUGCUGUGUGACGUGCUGAAGCAGGAGGAGGAACCAGGAGAGGGAGAGGACUCCCUGAGACACCAGCAACCCACACCUGAGUCAGCGCUGAAUGAGUUGGGGGUGUAUAAACUGGCCCCAAAAGAUGCGCAGAUCCUCCUGAAUCUGCGAUCUGCCUGGCUCAACCACUGAGGGAUGAAUUCUGACUAAAUCAACAUCACUGGCCCUUCAACAUAGAAACACACAGCUGGGCAAACAACAGUCUUACAUGCUUGCUAAAUCUGAUCUAAAGAAAUGAAGCGCUUCUAAUAUAAAUGGGGUAGCAAUGACAAAAUUCUCAACCCUGAUGUAUCUUUAUACCCAGUCUAAAUAUUAGAAGGUCUGAAUAUGUUGAGAUUGCUGUUUUAAGCGAUCCUAUUAAUCUGUAAUUUGUAUAGCUAUGUAAUGAAUCUGCAUUUGAAACUCUAAUAAAUUCACAGUGGAUGUGA